AUGCAGUUAUUGCUCACCCUGUUCCCCUCUCUCACUGCCUUCUUUGCUAGUAUGAUUUCGGACCCCGCUCCAGCAGCCAACAUCACUGCUUACGCCCCUGCGUCAUUUGUGCAUCCUGGUGUGCUCCUAAACACCGCUCAGCUCAACUUUAUCCGGAGCAAAGUCAACGCAGGUGCGCAACCAUGGUCCGGCGCCUACAGCGCGCUUUUAAAGGAGCAACUUCUCUCUCAGUCACGCAAUCCGACUCCUCGUUCCGUCGUCAAUUGUGGAAGAUCAUCUAACCCGGAUAAUGGGUGUACGAAUGAGAGGCAAGACGCGCUCGCUGCUUACGGCAACGCGUUGGCAUGGUAUGUGAGUCAAGAUAGCAAAUAUGCGAAGAAGGCAAUCUCGUAUUUCAACGCCUGGUCGGGCGUCAUUACGGACCACACCGGGCCUAAUGCUCCUUUGCAAACCGCUUGGUCUGGCACGUCGUGGGCUAGAGCGGCAGAGAUUAUUCGCCAUACGUAUAGUGGUUGGGCUUCCAGUGAUAUUACAAAAUUUGAGAGUAUGUUGCGCAACGUCUAUCUGUCCGCAAUCAUCAACGGUGAUCCACGUACUGGCAACUGGGACCUAGUGAUGAUGGAAGCCUCACAAGGGAUCGCAGUGUUUCUCAAUGAUAAGGCGAGUUACGACAAGGCAAUGAACAGGUACCUUGGACGCGUACCCGCAUUCGUAUACUUGGAAACAGACAGCAGUUACCCAAAGGCCGCCCCUGGUAGUCCGCAGACAACCAAGGCCCAAAUUAUCAGCUUUUGGCAUGACCAGUCGACAUUUGUCAACGGUAUUGCACAAGAGACGUGUCGCGACUUUGUUCAUACCGGCUAUAGCAUCGCGUCGAUUGGACAUGUCGCCGAGACAUCCCGCAUCCAAGGCACCGAUCUCUAUACCGGAGAAGUUGGCACGAGAUUGCGCCAUGCACUUGGAUUCCAUUCACUUUAUCAGCUAGGCGCGACGGUGCCCAGUUGGCUUUGCAAAGGAAAGUUGAUAUUGGGUCUGGGCCCAGUCACGGAGAUUGGGUUCAAUGCGAUGAAUACGCGUCUUGGUUAUGGAAUGGCAAAUACGCAGAUAUUGACACAGAACCAGCGACCGGCGGGUACGAACUGGUUAUUCCUUGGGUGGGAGACGCUUACACAUGCGGGAAAUACGGCGUAG
Serendipita indica DSM 11827 is the source of this 1191-nucleotide messenger RNA. The record is from the annotation of a GenBank genome assembly. Lineage: Eukaryota; Fungi; Basidiomycota; Agaricomycetes; Sebacinales; Serendipitaceae.